This is a messenger RNA of Salvia miltiorrhiza (redroot sage), 2529 nucleotides long. RefSeq names its product putative late blight resistance protein homolog R1A-10. Gene Ontology annotation, molecular function: ADP binding. Gene Ontology annotation, biological process: defense response to other organism. The transcript has a single exon. Lineage: Eukaryota; Viridiplantae; Streptophyta; Magnoliopsida; Lamiales; Lamiaceae. Bases 1 to 2529 code for a protein of 842 amino acids. The record is from RefSeq and is a predicted model, not a curated record.
AUGGCCUACAAUCUUCAACCCCUCAUCACCAUCCUACAACAAAUCUUGAACCCUGAUCAACAAUCAUGCUGGGUUCUUGAUCACAACAAACCACAACUUGAAUCCCUCCUUGAAAAAGCUGCUUCUCUGCAGCAUAUUCUUGAAAAAACCUUGCACCCCAAAAUAGAAGGUUUAGAGAGUCAAAUUAGAGAAGCAGCACAUAAAGCAGAAGAUAUCAUUGAAUCGCGCAUGGUUGAUCAAAUCCUUUCCAGUCCUCAAGGCGUGAGCUUUACUUUUUCAACACCAGAUCUACAACAAGUAAUGCAACAACUUGAUUCUGUAAUGGAACAAAUCGUAAAGCUUGUGCAGGAGAAGAUGAUGCCGAGUGGCAGUUCAUCGAGUGAUGCUUCUUCGUUGCAAGAUUCAAGUUCAAAGAGUGUUGUGGUGGGAGUUGAUAAAGAUAUGAUGCAGUUGAAGGAUCGGCUGACAAGGAUGCAGAGCAAGCUGGAGAUCGUGCCCAUCGUUGGUAUGGGUGGUAUAGGUAAAACCACUCUUGCUCAAAACCUUUAUGAAGAUCCAUCCAUUGUUUCUCACUUUAGCUAUAUUGCUUGGGUCACAAUCUCACAAGACUAUGAUAUGCGAGCAAUCCUAUUAACCCUUAUUCGUUGCAUAAUUGGAAAACAAUGUGACCAACAUAAUGGAAAAGGAGAUGGUGAGUUAAAAGAUAUCUUGUAUAGGAGCUUGUAUGGUAGAAGAUACAUGAUUGUAUUAGAUGAUAUUUGGAGCAACAAAUUCUGGGACGAGAUAAGGAUGUACUUCCCAGACAACAACAACAGGAGUCGGAUUGUUAUCACUACUAGGGAAUCAGAUGUUGCCAAAUAUGCAGACUCCAAGAGUCUGCCGCAUCGGGUGCAGUUGCUAAGCGACUCUCAAAGUUGGGAUCUACUUCGCCAAAUUGUGUUUGGAGAAGAGGACUGCCCUCAUGAAUUACAAGGGAUAGGAGAGAGGAUUGCGAGUGAUUGCGGUGGGCUUCCUCUAGCUAUCAAUGUGAUUGGAGGGCUGUUGUCAAAGGUGGAAAGUUUAAAAGAUGUUUGGGAGAAUAUUGGGAACAACAUAAGAGCUGCAAUUGCUGAAUCAGACCAGCAGUUCUCAAAUAUUCUAUCUUUAAGUUAUAACCAUUUGCCGGUUCACUUGAAACCAUGUUUCCUAUAUAUGGGAGCUUUCCCUGAAGAUCACGAGAUUAAGGCCUCGAUACUCAUACGGAUGUGGGUAGCUGAAGGAUUUGUGAAAACAAAUGAAGAAAAAAGUUUGGAAGAAGAGGCAGAGGAUUAUGUAAAGUCACUCGUGGAAAGGAAUCUAGUUUCGGUUAGAUGUUAUAAGUAUGGAAAACCAAAGAGAUUUAGCAUCCAUGAUCUUCUGAGAGAUUUAUGUAUGAGGAAAGCUGAUGAUGAGAAGUUUCUACAUGUCAAGAAUUCCCCCGAGGUCACAUUCUCUAAUGUACGCCGUGUGAGUUUUCACUCAGAAUAUGGAAUGGAAGAUGGCGAGUAUGCUUCAUCAGAGAUGUCACUUCGAUCAUUUGUAGUGUGUGCCGGCAGGUUGUGCUUGGAUGAGGUCGUAUUUUCCAGAUUGAUCUUGCUUAGGGUGUUGGAUUUAUACAAAACGGACUUGGAUGAGUUCUCAAGUGAAAUAUUACAACUUGUCAACCUACGCUACUUAGCUAUCCACUGCCAUUCAUUGCCAAGUGGAAUAUCAAGAUUGUGUAAUUUGCAAACAUUGAUUGUUAGGCUAGUCCGUUACUGUACAGCACCUCAUGAGUUGUGGGAGAUGUCUGAGUUAAGACAUCUCUUCUUCUCCAAGAAAGGACUAUGUGUAGAAGAUGAUUACAUGAAAAGAAUAGUUCUUAAGAAGCUGCAAACUAUAUGGCACGUGAACCUAAGUGCUUCAGAAAUUAGUGGGGGUUUCUUGAAAAGCAUUCCCAAUAUAAAAAGAUUGGGAAUCGUUUAUGACCAAGAAGACGAAUCGUUGAGGGAAGUAGUUGAUCUGACCCAUCUUCUCAAACUCGAAACAUUAAAAUGGCGGUCAAUUACAUCUCUGCUCGGGCUCAAAUUUCCUUCUACUCUUAGAAAAUUAACUCUGAAAGAUUGUCUAAUAGAAUCGGGAGUCUGGAGGAUUCUAUGUGCACUCCCGAAUCUGGAAGUGUUGAGGUUAUGCAAUUGUACCUUCAUAAGCAAUGAGACAGAAGAAGAAGAAGAAGAAGAAUGGGAAAUAGCAGAAGGAGAUGUAUUCAACUCAUUACAGUUUCUACAACUCAAAAGAUUGAAUAUGGUGCGUUGGAGAGCUGAUGAAACCAACUUCCCUAAACUCCGCCAUCUCUUUUUACGACGUUGUUGGGAUCUAGAGGAAAUCCCCGCCGGCAUUGGAGAAAUCACAACCCUCGAAUUAAUCGAGUUAGAUUAUUGCAGCGAUUCUGCUGUGGCCUCAGCAAAACAGAUUCAGGAGGAGCAGCAAUCUGAAUAUGGAAAUGACGACCUCCAAGUUCGUAUCUCAUAA